CACAAUACACUUAUAACCUUCCAAAUAUAAAUUAAUAAAAAAUGAACAAAUGGAUUGCCAUUUUACUCUUAUACGCAUGCAGAACUGGUUUCAGAUUCAAACAUCCGUAUAGCUAUGACGAAUUGAUGCAUUUUGAACCGAAAUAACUGUUCCAUAGUGUUACGAAGUGGAGGAACCUGAAGCAAAAUUUUCUUCCUCUUGCUGCAAUGUUAUACUAAUCUUGGUUUCGUUCAACUUUUCUGAUAAAACAGCAUCGAGUUGCUGAUGGACAGUAAUAAGUACAUUGGCUUGCUGAAAAGGUGCAUUGAAUUUAAAGAUGUAAAACUAGGGAAGCUAAUUCAUGCUCACCUUGUCAAGACUGUAUGCCAGUGAUUGCAGGGCUUGCCCAGCAUGGACAGUGUGAGGAGGCCCUCAAACUCUUUUACCAAAUGCAACAAAGAGGACCAAUGCCAAACCAGUUCACUUUCGGAAGCGCUCUCAAAGCGUGUUCAGGUGUGGCAGCUGCUGCUGAAGGGUACCAGAUUCAUGCCCAUGCUGUAAAAUUGGGAUUGGAAGGCGAGGUGUUUACUGCAAGUGCACUGGUUGACAUGUACGCCAAAUGUGGAAAUACUAAGGAUGCACGCAUUUUGUUUGACAGAAUGCCUGAAAGGGACGAGGUAUCAUGGAGUGGCAUGAUUGGUGCAUACGCCCAGAAUGGGCCGGCUGAAGAGGCUCUGGGGCUCAUUUGUCUGAUGAAAAGAGAAGGCAUGAGGAUGAAUCCCUUUGCUUUGUCUAGUGUUCUUCGAGCUUGUUCGGAUUUGGCAGCUCCGGAACAAGCUAAGCAGAUCCAUGUUCAAGCGAUUUAUGCAGGAUUAGAAUCAAAUGUUUUUGUGGGGAGUGCCCUUGUAGACAUGUAUGCCAAAUGUGGCAGCAUAGAGGAUUCAUGCUUGGUUUUUGAGGAUUUGCCUGAGCGUAAUUUGGUCUCAUGGAAUUCAAUAAUUGUGGCUUGUGCUAACCAUGGGCAUGUCAUGAAGGCGUUUGAAUUGUUUGAUCAAAUGCAAAAUGCAGGUGUAAAGCCAGAUUAUGUUACCUUUAUUGGCGUUCUCUCUGCAUGUGCACAUGUUGGUUUAGUUGAUAGAGGCUAUGAAUAUUUUAAUUCUAUGAAUCGAGAUCAUGGAAUCAUACCAAGAAUGGAUCACUAUACUUGCAUGGUUGGCCUACUUGGCCGGGCAGGGCGACUGAUGGAUGCAGAGCUUCUAAUCAAGGAAAUGCCAUUUUCUCCUGAUAUAGUUGUAUGGCGGGCCUUGCUUGGUGCAUGUGCCGUCCAUCACAACUCAGAGCUUGCAGCCCGAGUUGCAAAGCAUAUAUUUGAAAUGGAUCCAGAAGACCAUGUAUCAUACGUGAUACUGUCCAAUAUCUAUGCUGCAGUAGGCAAAUGGGAUGAAGUGGCAAAAGUGAGGAAACUGAUGAGAGAUAGUGGGGUUAGAAAGGAGGCAGGAUACAGCUGGAUUGAAGUGAAAAAGAAAGUACAUUACUUUAUGGUUGGCGACCCCGCGAACCCACAGAUGGAGGAAAUCUAUGCAGAGUUGGCAAAAUUGACAGAAGAAAUGAAGAAGGCAGGGUACAUGCCUGAUACAAACUAUGUGCUUCAUAAAGUUGAGAUGGAUAAAAAGGAACACUAUCUUACCUAUCACAGUGAAAAGCUAGCAAUUGCAUUUGGGCUCAUAAACACCUCUGCUGGUACUCCCCUUAAAAUAAUGAAAAACCUUCGUGUAUGUGGUGAUUGCCAUACUGCCAUCAAGUUUAUGUGCAAGAUUGUUGAGCGAGAAAUCGUUUUGAGGGACAGCAAUCGGUUCCAUCACUUUAAGGACGGGAUCUGUUCUUGUGGGGAUUAUUGGUGAUGCUACUGCUAGUGGAGAAGCAAUUACAGGGUCUUCCUGUUUUGGCAGGCAGUGAGCUAUUCUAAUACAUGUUCUGUGACCACGUCAUGAAGGCAUUAGAUGUGAACAUGCAUACAAGCAGCUCAUACUCUGAACAUUAUCGGAGUUCAAGGGCUGAAAUGGGACGAGAACAGUUUCUGAUUUGAUUGUAAGUCUACUGAAGAAAAUGAAUUUUCUGGACUAGUUGAGGUUCGCUGCCCAUAACAAAAGCAUACGAGUCAAGACCAUUUGAACUAGUUCAUAUGGUGGGUAUCAAUUAUCAGCCUGUCUCAUGUUGAGCUGUAUUCCUUAAACACAUUACGUUUAUUUAUUUUUGGCUUUAUUUGAAUUAUGAGAAGUUUUUUUUUUUU
Cryptomeria japonica (Japanese cedar) is the source of this 2269-nucleotide messenger RNA. RefSeq names its product pentatricopeptide repeat-containing protein At4g02750. Gene Ontology annotation, biological process: RNA modification. Bases 363 to 1880 code for a protein of 505 amino acids. Gene Ontology annotation, molecular function: zinc ion binding; protein binding; RNA binding. NCBI's taxonomy places the organism in Eukaryota, Viridiplantae, Streptophyta, Pinopsida, Cupressales, Cupressaceae. The record is from RefSeq and is a predicted model, not a curated record. The transcript is spliced from 2 exons.